ACCGGACUGGUGAUCAAACAAAGGUGUCUUCGGUCCAUCUACCUGAUUGAGGGAUUAAUCGAAGACAUCGAGAAGGCAGAAAGUCACGCCAAGGGAGUAUGA
Molecule: messenger RNA, 102 nt
Organism: Haemonchus placei
Lineage: Eukaryota; Metazoa; Nematoda; Chromadorea; Rhabditida; Trichostrongylidae
Source: the annotation of a GenBank genome assembly